UUUCUUUCUCCUUCUCUCUCUUUCGCCGUCGAGAGAUGGUAAACACAUCGAGUGACAGCAUGCGCGAGUGAGAGGAAACGUUUCGACUCGUUUGGCCGAAGUCGAAAUCGGAAUUUGCGAGGGAAGGAGCGUCCGGUAAGACCGCGGCCAGCAGGCCCCGAAUUCUUCCUCACGUGGUUCAAGGCCGUCUAAAAGCGUCCGGACGUCACGAGUACUUGCUUGCUUGCUUGCUUGCGUCGUGAGGCGACGCGAGACGACGCUUUCCACGCGAGGCGACGCCGCGCGAGAGAGCUGUCAGCGUCGCCGAGACAUUUCUCCGGUUCUUCCAUCCCGGAAUAUCGAAGCAAACGAAAUUCCGGAGCUCGAAGUCUUCUCGAACGACGACGACGACCCAAAACCCGAUGCACCGAAGAUCUGAGUCAGCCCACGAGGAGUCGUCCGCUGGCGAUGAGGGGAGAACCGUGCCAAGUUCCGGUACCGCGCUCUUCCUACGUUUCGUUUCGAAUCUGUGACGUAUCCUGGUCCGCCCUGCGAGGGAUAACGUCUGUUUGUGACCCAUCGACUGUGAUUUCAACGCGUGACGCCACUGCCAAAAAGGAAACAAACUAGCGCCGAUCGCGAAACCUGCGUCUUCGUCUCUGCUUCCUUCGUCUUCGAAUGUAUUCGUCGAAGAGGAGUGUCUUCCAACGUUGUAUCAGAAACGCACGAGACGAUUUUCCGUCGUCCUGCUCCGAGAUACCUAUGUCUUCCUACGAGUUCCAAUGCCCUUGAUCGGCGAAGCAACAGAACCCUUGACUUCCUUAAAUUUUUCUUAAAGCACUCUCAAACACACGAAAAAAGAAAGUAGGAUCGAUUUCUUUGCCAAUUAAGGCACUACGAAUAUCGUGUGCUCUGAGAAUGUUGCUUGACCAAGUCGCGAACGCGAUUCUUUAAUUAUAUCACUUAAUCUGUACCGUAUUCGAACGCAAAGCUGCACAUUGCAAAAACGGAGGUGCCUUGCCGUCGUUAUCAUCGUCUGAACAUAUUCGAAUCGUGACAUCAUCACUGCGUUUAUUCGCAGUUUAAGCAGCCACCUGUUCGAAUUAGCAUCUUUACAAAACUAUUCUUUGUUCGUCGCGGGAUACGGCAGGACGACACCGUGACGACUGUCGAGAAGCGCAUCAUCGAGUCGGCCGCGUGUGAUGCGACGCACGCAGGGCUGUUGCUACUGUCGUCUCGCGUCAUCUUGCGCGACCGCCUGGUGGCAAUAACAGCGAAGAUGUUCGGGAAAGUGCCGCCGUCAAACACGCCGGAUCCGCCUAAUAAUAACGGCGGCCAAACGUCAUCCAAGUCGUGCACCAAGCUGGCGACGACGGGCACAGCGUCGUGUCUGCCGUGCUUCUCGGUGGAGGAGACACCGACAGUGAACGUCGACGACAAGGUGAGACCUUGGCGACCGACGAAGGACAACGCCAACGAUUCACCUACCGUCGUCUCCGAGGCUCCCAGCAACUCUCUGCAAUCGCCUACCAACUUGUUGGACACCACAUCCGUCGCGAUGGAAUCCCCUAAACCUUGCAGGACUGAUGAAAUAACAACGAUCUGUGCAACUGUUUGUUCCAAGACCGCGACCAAGUGUUCGCCGAAAGAAGGUUUGUCGCAAGUUGGCAGGAAUCACGCCAACGCGAUGCAGAAGAGUCCCUCCGGUCAAAACUGCUCGAAUUACUCGAAGACCGGCGUCGGCAGAUCACGACGACCGCAAUCUACCUCGACUGCGAGAAACCUUAACGUUGAGUUGUGUGCGAGAGACUAUACAAAAACUGUGAAGAAGAUUAUUGCCGUUAAUCGAGAGCCUCCGAGCGACAAGGAGCAUCAGACGACAUGUAACGAGCAGCAGUCCAAAUGCUUGCAGGGAUAUACCCCCUCAGGUACGGUUGCUGCCAAAUUAUCUUCCGCGAGAUCUUCCGAAAUGAUUUAUACGUCGCUGUCGGGCGGAAAGAGAUCCGAUAACGAGGACUUCUUGACGGACACGUGCGCGAAUUAUUUUACGUCGAAUGGCGCACCUAACGUGCCAGUUGUGAGCGAUCACUUGCACGCGCAUCAGAAGCCAGCGGUUUCAAAGGUUGAUGUCAAGGAUGGCGCCGGUGAUUCCGCGAUCAUCACUACGCCUUGCGAGGAUGACACCUGCGAAAGUGAUUUCACUACUUCAACGCUGUCCAAAGAUUGGACAGCGAGGAGGAUUAGUAGCGACACGUUGCAGCAGAAUUGCGCGUCCUGCCUACCACAGGAUCUGCCCACGGAACUGCAACUGUCCAGCUCGCCGAGGAGCUACAAGGAGUUCAAGGAGAAGUGCCGCGAUUCUCCUUGGCGGCCCACGGAGAUGGCGGAGAGUGGUGCGGUGCACGGAUUGACGAUUUGCUCAGGCGAGACGUUUCAGGACUCGAGUUCGAAAAGGCGCACCGGGGCGUCCUGUCAAGCGCUCAGGCAUGCCGUCGCUUCAUUGAAUCGCCUGGACGACUUCUACAUGGAAAAGAUCGGUGCGGGCUUCUUCUCGGAAGUUUACAAGGUUACUCACAAAGUGACGAGUCAGGUGAUGGUGCUCAAGAUGAAUCAGCUGGCGGCGAAUAGACCGAAUAUGCUCAAGGAAGUCCAGCUCAUGAACAAGCUUAGCCAUCCAAACAUACUCAGGUUUAUGGGAGUAUGCGUGCACGAGGGUCAGCUGCAUGCGUUGACAGAAUACAUUAACGGCGGCAGCCUGGAGCAGCUGAUCAUGUCGCGGCACACGCCGUUACCGCACCUCGUCCGGAUGAAUCUAGCGAAAGACGUGGCUCGCGGUAUGGCCUAUCUACAUAGCCGCGGGAUCUUCCACCGCGAUCUCACGUCGAAGAACGUGCUGAUCAAGAAGGACGAGUGCAAUAACGAAAUGACCGCAGUGGUGGGCGAUUUCGGACUGGCUGCAAAGAUACCCGAUCCCAGCACAGGCUAUCGACUCAGCACAGUCGGUAGUCCUUACUGGAUGUCGCCCGAGUGCCUCAAAGGUCAAUGGUACGACCACAGAUCCGACGUAUUCUCCUUCGGCAUCGUCGUAUGCGAGCUGAUCGGCCGGGUGCCCGCGGAUCCGGACGUUCUGCCACGCUCAGAUAACUUUGGCCUCGAUUACCUAGCCGUGGCGGAGAUCUGCGCGGCUGCCGAUCCGCCGCCUGCUUUCCUCCAACUCGCCUUCAAUUGCUGCACGUACGAACCUAAGUCCAGGCCAACCUUUCCGGAAAUUACGACUAGCUUGGAAACUAUGAUAGCAGCCUGUGAAGAGGAACUGAAGAAUAACAUCGGUAAACGGCAGUCAACCGUUGAUCCAACGCUGAUGUCCAGCAUGGACGAGAUUGCACGGGAAGGACGCACGACGAAGCGGCGUACCGCAAAACUCAGAAGCCAAUCGGCGGACGCGAGAGGUUGCGAUAACGCGACGCCAUCGGAUAAGGCAAGAUGUCAUUCUGCCAGGCGAGUGGCUGAACUCGCCAGCCGUCGAGAUCCGCAUUACAGGCCGAUGACGGCGAAUCCAUUUCACGCAUUGGGCGGCGUUAAGAAGAUCCUUGGCGAUCUGUUCUCCAGCUGUUUAGAGCUGCCCUCUUCGGAGGACGUGCGACCCAGUAUCACCGACAGCACGUGCAGCAAGUUCAAGCCGGCGCAAAACGAUAGUAUUGCCAAGAUUCUGGACAGAAAGAAGCCAAAUUCCGAACCGAGCAGUCCUACUGCCAGAAAGAAAUGGGAGAGAAAGGUCGCUACCAAGGUGGGUGUCGCAAGUUUGUUCGCCCAUCCGCUCUUCCGAGAUGGUUGGGAGCCGCGAAGACGUGGCAGCUGCGAAUCAGGCUUCUGGAGUUGCGUCGGCGAAGACCUGAGUCCAGAGCCUCCAAAUCGACGGCACACGUCGACUCUCAGCAGCUCGGCAGCAAGCAGUCUGUUCCUGCUGGAUGACCAUCGAACCAGUUCAAUCUACACAGACUCCUCCGAGGACAUUGCCAGCUUAGGCGGUGGCGAUUCUUGCUGGGAGGAUCGACUGAAUGGCAUUGGCUCGUCAAGCAAGACCAUCUCGAAAAUUGUCGAAUACUUUGAGAGGAAGCAAGCGGGUAGACUCGGUGAUCACGGCGACACUGCUGGUCCUAGUCGCCUGACUCUGCUACGGGCCAGUCUAGAAGGGCCCGUUCCCAUCAGCAGCAUCUCAGCCGCGCAACGGCUAGUCGUGUGCGAAGGUGCCGUGCGCAGUAAACUUGCGUUAUUUGACAAAAAGUGAUAUUACGCCUGAGGCUCUUGGCAAUUUCUUAUUAUUUCCUUUUGAUAAGCAGCGCCCGCGUGAAAAGAACCGUAUAUAAUGAAACGCGAUACAGGUCCCGAAGAGAGUUCGACAGAGGCUCGUUAUCAUAUGCCGGUGACGGCGAAAAUUCUGGGACAUUACACGAUAAUUAGCGUGUUUCUUACAUAUAGUUGAAGAGUGAAGAAUGUAUGUUGUCUUAAUGAUAGUAGGAAUCGGUCUUCUUGCGCAUAAAAGAUUUGGGGCGGAUAAAAAGGGCGAUUAUACAGUAUCGGCGCGUCAUUCGUAAUUUGUAGACAGGAUAGCUGAUAACACGCAUGCGACGCAUGCUUACAGACACUUCUCUAAAAACCUAGUAACCUGACUGUGAUGUUUUUUGAUAAUCUACAUACAUACAUACAUUAUUGAACUAUAACGACUGAAAUUUGACGGAGCCAUCAACACAGGAUCUUUUAUACGCAACACGAGUCGCGUUUCAUGUAACUUGGCUACAACGAUGCGCCAUUCGAAAAAGAUAAAGAAGUAAGGAGGGGAGAACGAAGCAAUAGCGAAUUUUGUCAAAAAACUGCGUUUCUAGAUUAGCGCCGAAGGUAGCGCUAAUCAAUUAUUGCCCCGCGAUUGACAUAUUUUGCAGUGCCUCGCAGUUCCUAGUAGCCAUCUCCGUCCUUAUGCACGAACCAUGGGUAUUACCGAUCAUUGUAAGGGUAGCUAUACAGAUCGACGACAAAUAAGGGCGCAUGACUUUUUUUAUUUAAGUCGAAUAGGCGGAUUGCCAGGCUAAAAGUUCUUAUCUCGCCAUUCUUAAUUUUUCGAUUGAUAACUUUAUCGAAUUGUGUUGUAUUUUUUUCCUUCUAAUGUGUUAUUAACAAUCCUAUCAAUUUUUAAUUUUUAUUUUUGUACCUAAGGAUUCG
Messenger RNA from Trachymyrmex cornetzi, 5196 nucleotides. RefSeq names its product serine/threonine kinase (gene cdi). Lineage: Eukaryota; Metazoa; Arthropoda; Insecta; Hymenoptera; Formicidae. Gene Ontology annotation, cellular component: cytoplasm; nucleus. The record is from RefSeq and is a predicted model, not a curated record. Gene Ontology annotation, biological process: protein phosphorylation; actin cytoskeleton organization. The coding region runs from base 1259 to 4267 and encodes 1002 amino acids. The transcript has 6 exons. Gene Ontology annotation, molecular function: ATP binding; protein serine/threonine kinase activity.